AUGUCUGGAGACGCUACUAUCCCAAAUCCCGUUAAGUUUGCAUUCGGAGGAAUUGCUGGGUGCGUUUUGCAGAAAUAACGCUAAGAAACACUGUUUUUUCAGUAUGGGAGCUACUCUCGUCGUGCAACCUUUAGAUCUUGUGAAAAAUCGGAUGCAGCUGUCCGGAACAACAGGAAAGAAAGAAUAUCGUUCCAGUUUCCACGCACUCGCCUCAAUUAUCAAAAAUGAAGGAUUUUUCGCCAUCUACAACGGACUUUCGGCCGGCCUUCUACGUCAGGCCACCUACACGACGACCCGAUUGGGAACUUACACGUUUUUGUUAGAAAGAUUCUCAGAAAAGUAAGUUUCUCUCUGCUGAACACUGAAAACUAUAGUAUUCUGUUUAGAGAUAAGUCACUCUCAUUCGCUUUGAAAGCUGGACUCGGAAUGGCAGCCGGAGGAAUCGGCUCGUUCGUUGGAACUCCGGCAGAAUUGGCAUUGAUCCGAAUGACCGGAGAUGGGCGCCUUCCAAUUGAACAACGAAGAAAUUACACCGGAGUGGUGAAUGCAUUGACUAGAAUCACGAAAGAAGAAGGAGUUCUGACUUUGUGGAGAGGAUGUACGCCUACAGUAGUCCGAGCAAUGGUCGUCAAUGCCGCGCAACUGUCCACUUACUCUCAAGCCAAGCAAGCCCUUCUCGAAUCCGGAAAGGUACAUGAUGGAAUUUUCUGUCAUUUCCUCGCCUCCAUGAUUUCCGGAUUGGCAACUACGAUUGCGUCAAUGCCAGUAGACAUUGCCAAAACGAGAAUCCAAUCGAUGAAGGUUAUUGACGGCAAUCCAGAGUAUAAGAGCGCAUUCGAUGUUUGGGCCAAGGUGAAUUUGUUCAUAUUCAAGUUUCUAUUUAAUCAGGAAAUUUUUUUCCAGGUUAUCAAAAACGAAGGCGUGUUCGCUCUUUGGAAGGGAUUCACUCCAUAUUACAUGCGCCUUGGACCUCACACCGUCCUCACCUUCAUAAUUCUCGAACAAAUGAACGCUGCGUAUUACAAAUUCGUGCUUCAUCAGGAUGCUACGAGCGCAUUGUAG
Messenger RNA from Caenorhabditis sp. 36 PRJEB53466, 1062 nucleotides. The record is from the annotation of a GenBank genome assembly. Lineage: Eukaryota; Metazoa; Nematoda; Chromadorea; Rhabditida; Rhabditidae.